Messenger RNA from Branchiostoma belcheri (Belcher's lancelet), 1983 nucleotides. Its product is annotated as fibrinogen C domain-containing protein 1-like. Bases 54 to 1145 code for a protein of 363 amino acids. Lineage: Eukaryota; Metazoa; Chordata; Leptocardii; Amphioxiformes; Branchiostomatidae. The record is from RefSeq and is a predicted model, not a curated record. The transcript is spliced from 4 exons.
CACUUUUGUAUAGCUCGUGCGACGUCUUCUCUUUUACUCUUACAAGAUUCAAAAUGCCUACCAUGACCGUGUGGGUGUUGACCACAGCCCUGUUGUGGUCAGUUCAGUGGUCAGAUGUAACAGGAGAAGGCCAUAUAGACCCGUUGACCUCGUCACUGUGCAGACUGCGGGAGGAGUGUACUCAGAAAGUAAACGUUGAAGACUUGGAACACGACGAACUAGGAACUCCACAGGCGAUCUGUGUAGACUUUAUGGAAUUGUUGGAGAAACACGACGUAGAUUGCGAAACACUGGAGGACCCUGGAGUAAAGCCAGCUGACGUUGAACGGACACUGGAGCUACAAUACACCGAUAAGGAACGCGAACAACCACCGACAUCUGAAAAAGGCAAGGAAAACAACGGUGACCUCGGCUACAAACCUCAUCCUAUAGACAACCCUGGACAACAAUUCAGCGGCAAUGAUCAGGAGCGAAUGAACCAAUACCAGGACUGCUCUCAUAUCUAUACUGCUGGUUCAACAACCAAUGGCGUUUACUUUAUCAAACCUGUUAACGUUAGGGAUAAGCUCUCUGUAUACUGUGAUCAGACCACAGAUGGGGGAGGGUGGACGGUCAUACAGAGGAGGUUUAACGGGUCCCUCGAGUUUUACCGCUUCAUUGAUGCAUACCGAGACGGGUUUGGGAACUCUAGUGGCGAGUAUUGGCUAGGGUUGGACAACAUCCACCACAUCACUGCCCAGACCUCUUACGAACUGUACAUUGAGCUCAAAGAUUGGCAGGGAAAUGUCAAGUACGCUAAAUACUCCACAUUCUCAGUUGGUCCCGGUAAUAAUUACACGUUGGCUAUCGAUGGAUACAGUGGAACAGCCGGGAAUGGUAUGGAUCUAAACAGUGGUCUCAACUUCACCGCUCGCGGGUCGGACCCGGAAGCGAUCUUAGAUAUUUCAAUGGCACAGUUCUAUGGUGGCGGCUGGUGGUACUUUUGGUUAGGAUCCCAUAGUAAUCUGAACGGUCCGUACUUCCGAGAUACGGACGGGUUUAACAGCGACAGCGGAAACGGUCCGGGAGUUCUUUGGUCUCCUUUUCACGAUAACGUGUACUAUUCUCUAAAAGAGACCAAGAUGAUGGUCCGCCCCAAAGGCUAGGCAGACCUAUGGGGGAUAAUUAAGAAUCUGAAAGUAUCAAGUGUUACAUCUAUGGUACAUUUGAUAUUAAACUUAACACCACAAAAAAGCUUGGUUUUAAUUAAACCAAUCAAUUCUGACCCCUUCACUGAACAAGAUUUAUAUAGCUUGCUUACAAAUGUGUAUAUUCUAUUCGGUCAGUAAGUCACAUAAAAUCAAUUACAGAAAGACAGGUAAUAUAAUCACGCAAAUGCUAAAGGACGACCACCUCCUACAUGAAGUUAUCCCUUUUCCUAGAUCCUCAACUACUGGACGUUCAUUCAGAAUUAGAAACAAAAACAUCAUCUCCAUCCCCCAGCAAGAACAAAAAGACUACAGAACUAUUUCCUAUAUAUAAGUCGAUCAGACUCUAUACUCAGGCUGUAUAAUCUGAAUGGUACAAGAUUCUUGAUUGUAUUUCAAAACAGUCCAUAUUCCGGUUCCAUAUUCCGAUUUUUAUCCCGAUAUAUUGUUACUGUAGUACUAUAGCUUGCGGCAUUAAUUAUAACUGACAAUAUUAUUAAUAUGAAAAUAUUAUUGAGGAGUAAACGUGUAAAACCUUUAAAUAGAUGUAUGUGACCGAUUGCCUUAUAUACGUAACCGAUUAUCUUAUACGGGCCCGAUAACCUAUAACUACUGUAUCUGUGUCUAAAAUUCUACUAGAGUACGCUAUAUGUAAUAUUUUAACAAAACAUGUUUUGUGCUUUUGUAAAAGAUCAGCGUACUUCAGUCUCCUGUCAAAGGCUUCUGCGACACUGUACCUUGUGGUAGUUGAAUAAACCAGUCAUAUAUGUUUGGUAUGUCUAUUGUUGAUAUUGUA